This is a messenger RNA of Hibiscus syriacus, 1289 nucleotides long. RefSeq names its product BES1/BZR1 homolog protein 4-like. Bases 100 to 1071 code for a protein of 323 amino acids. The transcript has 4 exons. The record is from RefSeq and is a predicted model, not a curated record. Gene Ontology annotation, molecular function: DNA-binding transcription factor activity. Lineage: Eukaryota; Viridiplantae; Streptophyta; Magnoliopsida; Malvales; Malvaceae. Gene Ontology annotation, biological process: brassinosteroid mediated signaling pathway; DNA-templated transcription.
CAAAAAUAAUGAAAAGAAACAAAGAGAGAGAGAGAGAGAGAGAGAGAAAGAGAGAGAGAAAAUUUUGACGUCGUCGUCGCUGUUUUUCUGAAAAGCAUCAUGACGUCAGGUACGAGAAUGCCGACGUGGAAGGAGAGGGAGAACAACAAGCGGAGAGAACGGCGGAGGCGAGCUAUCGCGGCGAAGAUCUUCGCCGGUCUACGGACAUACGGUAACUACAAGCUCUCCAAGCACUGCGACAACAACGAGGUCUUGAAAGCUCUGUGCAACGAAGCCGGUUGGACCGUCGAAGAAGACGGCACCACUUACAAAAAGGGAUGCAAACCAGUGGAUCGCAUGGACAUAGUGGGAGGUUCGGGAUCGGUUAGUCCAUGCUCAUCGUAUUACCUGAGUCCUUGUGCAUCUUACAAUCCGAGUCCUCGUUCGUCUUCCUUCCCGAGUCCGGCUUCAUCGCAUUACCGAGUCAAUGGCAAUAGCAAUAGCAAUGCUGAUGCCAAUUCCUUAAUCCCAUGGUUGAAAAACCUUUCAUCGGGUUCAUCUUCGGCUUCGUCUAAGCUUGCUCACCAUCUCUACUUUGCUGGUGGGUCGAUAAGUGCUCCGGUCACUCCACCAUUGAGCUCCCCGACUUCCCGAACUCCUCGAACAAGAAAUGAUUGGGAUGAAACGAAAGAUGCCUCGGCACGGGCUAGGCAGUGGCAUUGUUACCUUCCUUCAUCAACUCCACCUAGUCCUAACCAUCAGGCUUUUCUUGAUCCAGGAUGGCUUUCUAGUGGACCAACAUCCCCUACCUUUAGCCUCGUCUCUCGAAACCCGUUUGGGUUUAAAGACGAGUCUUUAUCGGCUGGAGGUUCACGAAUGUGGACUCCCGGACAAAGUGGCACAUGCUCACCAGCACUGCCAGCCAGUGUUGAUCAAACAUCGGACGUUCCAAUGUCCGAUGCGAUUGCUGCCGAGUUCGCCUUUGGGAGUCACACGACAGGGUUAGUGAAACCUUGGGAGGGAGAAAAGAUCCACGAAGAAUGUGUAGCUGAUGAUCUUGAGCUUACACUCGGAAAUUCAAAUACUAGGUAAUGUUUUCAUUCCGAAAUCUAAGAUUCCGCGUUAUGAUCGGCAACAUCAUCGAGUUCGAAACCUCAUCCCCUUCACCGUCAUCUCUCCAUUCGAGCUAAAGAGGAACAUAAGAUCAAUUUACAAAUAGCUCAUGGCUGUGUAUUUACCCCUUAAAGCUGCAGUCCGUUCACCCAUUUCAUGUGUUUGAAAGUGAUUUAAAAUUUCUCAGAUUUCUCAUU